This is a messenger RNA of Geodia barretti, 274 nucleotides long. Lineage: Eukaryota; Metazoa; Porifera; Demospongiae; Tetractinellida; Geodiidae. The record is from the annotation of a GenBank genome assembly.
ACUGCUGGUAAGAUGGAACUGAAAGUGUCAUGAGACUGUUACCUGUCUCUCUUGCAGUCCUAGUUGUAGUAGGAGGUGGAUAUUACUCUCACUGUCAUCAUGUGACAUCUGAGGGUAAUGGCAUGACAGUGGGUUUUCCAACAGGAGUUGUAGUAGUUACAUCAUGUACAAUAGCAACCUAGCUAGAUACUCUCCUUUUAAAAGUGAGGUUAAUGAACCAAGUUAUGACUGUAAAAGCCUCGUGAAGUGUAAUGUCUGUGUUUGACACUAACCA